AUGCCUUUCAAGCCCUUCGCACAUCUUGCAAGAGUCAGCUUUGCAAAGGGAAUCGCCCAUACCUAUGCUCCUUCCGUCGUUGCUGCUGGCCAGUCGAUAGGAACCUUUCAGAACUACCCCGUUGCCAAAUUCUCAAAGACCGCCCAACUUCAAAAUGCCUUUGCGAGUCCAUCUGGCUCUGGUGCCGGAGCAAAGACUGGUUAUACUUCUCAGUCGUCCGGUGGCGAUCCUGGGUUAGCCCAGUACUACGCAGCCUGGCAGCAUGCACAACAGACAGGCGAUGACUCAGAAUGGAAGCAACAUCAGUUUGCCCGACGGAUCGGAUGGAAAGAACAAGAGAAGACGGGAGCUACAAAGUACCAACGGCUCGAGUCAACCCGUGCUGUCGACGCCCUCCGUCCAUCUGUGCGACUGACCGUAUCUCGUACCACCAGCGACCGAAUCGUCCCACAGGCACCGGCACAGGCGGUGGAUGAGGUCUUUGCGGAAGUGGAGGCAUUGGCCCAGGUUGAUGAAGCCAUCGCAAAAGAGAUACAGGAUGUCAAAGAUACACAACAGCUUGAAGCCGCCCCGGCUCCGGAGGAAAAUGUUGGCAGUCCAGUUGUCAGCACGCGAGCAGUCUCACCCGUCGAUCCGGAGCUGACUGCAACCGACUUGGAGUCUACUUCUACGUCUUUUGAGCAGACCUUGUCUACCGACGCCACUUCUUUCGCUUCCGAGGAGUCUGUUCUGUCCGACCAGAUCGUGCGCCUUGGCCAGCAACACCGUUAUGCCGAGAUUCCUGCCUUGUUCGAGGCCAUCAUCAAGGACGGCCAAGUUCCCACAGUCGACGCCUACAAUCACAUCCUGUUGUCUGCCAUCAAUCUGACCAAUGGAUAUCAACCAUGGCCACGAGCGCUGGAGGUUUAUGGUGACAUGACCAAGCGCUCUGUGGAACUCAAUGCUGCUUCCUAUACUAUCCUUCUCAAUUUUCUAGCAAUUCGAAGUCUCGAGGCCUACCAAGUCCGCAAACAUCUCGGUGAAAGAGCUGUUCGAUAUGGCAACGAAGGCGCUCUUGUCUUCCCGUCCGCGACUAGACAAUUGGAAGCUUAUGCAGCCGAUACCUCACUUAUGUUCGCCACCAAGCUGUACAAUAUUGCACGCGCGACCCUCACUGGCUUCCACCUGUCCGCACCACUCUACAAUGCCUUGGUCAGAGCUUGUGCUCAAGCGGGAAUGGUUGAGCCGAUGAAGGUACUUCUGUCAGACAUGAAGGCUGAGAACAUCCGUCUCGACUCUCGAUUGUAUACCCUCGUUAUCGAUGCACACGCCUCGGCACAAGACAUUCACACUGCGCACGAAGUAUACGAACAAUAUCGCGACAUUGCCAUAAGCAGAGCUGUCAACGACCCACUAGACAUGCAAGUGUAUGCUUCUUUGAUAAAGGCAUACUAUGCUGCUGGACAGGGGGAGACUGGCCUUCGGUUCUAUGAAAGAAUUCUACAAUCCUUCAAGGACUCUGCCAACCAACAGCCGCUCUCUGAUGACCUGACAGCUGCUUUUGUACUAAAAGCCUUGGUUCAGCAUCAUAUCGACAACGGUGCCUUCUCCAUGGCACUUGCAGAGAUCAACAACUUCACCCUGCAGCCAGCUGUCCGUGAUCAAGCACUCUCCGAGGUCAGCACUGCGGCCGCCGAUGCUGGCAGUACACAUGAAGCCAUUGCCAGUCUCGACGCCAUCUCGGUUGCGAACUUGACCGCCGAGCCCGUCAUGGCCGUCACUGCCAUGCACAUCCGAGCUGGCGAUAUCGCUAAGGCGAAGGCUACUUGGAACAAGGCCAGCGCUCUAGCACUCUCUCCAAACCCCGACUUUGCCACAAUGUACACACUGGCCAUGAUCAAGGAUGGUUCUAUCGAAGCAGCCAUCGCCGAAGCUCGAUCAAUGUUCUAUCGCAUUCGAAAUGCUGCGACUUCGGAGGCUAGCCGUCAACUUGCAGUUGCCGAAAUCGAUGAAGCCAUCCUGCUGUUCGGCGAUGCUCUUGGGACUGCCCAUACACCUAUCUCUUCCCAGACAAGCAUCCUCAUGCUUCGAGCAAUGAUUGAGAAUGGCGGCCUUGUCUCACCUGUUGCCCAGCAUGCCAUCGCCAGCUUGGGACCGGACUGUGUACACCAGCUUGACGCGCAAGACAUUGCCCUCGCUUUGCACGUCCAGGCACAGAUGCUGCUUACAGAGAAUACCCUUGACAUCGCACACCAGGCCCGAUUCUCACACCUGCUCGAAACUGUUUUGAAUCGUGGCAUUCUCAUGGAUCCAUCCACAGUGCAUGUGGUCAGCGAGAGCCUUCCAAAAGUAGCUUCUGCUCGGCCUGACCUCCUGCAACGCUGGCAAGAACUGCUCCAACCUGCCGCUCCUACCCCCGUCUCACUGCAAGCGUCCCCGGUCUCCCCUCACGUGCCAUUCGCUGGCCAUGUUCCUGAGCCAGAUUCCUACGACCCUUAUGCGCAUACGACCGACUAUCGUGCUUCCAAGGCAAUCUCAGAAAUGGUCGAGAGCACCACCGGGCGUCUUGAGAAUCAUCUCAGUGAUGGUAUGUCUCGCCUGAGGAACAUCCGUCGUGCAGGUCGAAACCUUCACUAUUCCGCUUAUGCAAAACUUAUCACUGCGGCUGGAAAGGCGAAGCAACCAAACCUGAUGAACGAGAUCCUGAGUAUGGCUCACUCUGAUGUCCCGAUGUCACUGCAGAUCCCCUCUGUCCGGGCUGGCUGGAUUUCAAUCCUGGACUCCAUGAUCGCUGCCUCUUUGACUCUUGGUGACCGUCAGCAAGCGGCCAAAAUUCACCAGGAACUCCUCGACAUGGGAGCUGCUCCAUCAGCGAAUACCUUCGGCAUCUACAUCACCACGUUGGAGGGGACAUUUGACGAGGCCACCGAAGCUGUUAAAAUCUUCCAACGUGCUCUGUCCGAGGGGGUCGCUCCCAGUGUAUUUCUGUACAAUGCGGUCAUCGGCAAACUCGGAAAGGCUCGCCGCAUCGACGACUGUCUCCGUUAUUUUGGCGACAUGGAAGGACGAGGCAUCCGGCCAUCUUCAGUCACUUAUGGUACUUUGGUCAAUGCUCUAUGCAGAACCAGCGAAGAGCGUUUUGCAGUUGACAUGUUUGACGAGAUGGAGGCAGCACCAAACUAUCGACCUCGGCCUGCUCCUUACAAUUCAAUUAUUCAAUACUUCCUCAACACCAAGCGCGAUCGAAGCAAAGUCCUUCAAUACUACGAACGCAUGAAGUCUAAGAAUAUCAAGCCUACUUCUCACACUUAUAAACUGUUGAUCGAGGCUCACGCGUCCCUUGAACCAGUCGACCUCCCGGCGGCUGAAGCCACCCUAGCCGAGAUGAAGCAGGCUGGGGUCCAGCCUGAAGCGGUUCAUUACGGCGCUUUGAUUCAUGCCAAAGGUUGUGUCAUGCAUGACAUGCCGGGUGCCCGGGCUGUCUUUGAUACUGUCUUGAAAGAUCGCCAUAUCCGACCCACUGACACCCUUUACCAGAAUCUCCUGGAGGCCAUGGUUGCCAAUCAUGAGGUUGCCAACACACCAGAGGUCCUUGCUGAUAUGUCACGCCGGGGCGUCAUGAUGACUCCUUAUAUUGCCAAUACUCUCAUUCACGGAUGGGCGAGUGAAGGUGACAUUAUCAAGGCUAAAGCUAUCUACAAUGAGCUUGGCAGCGACAAACGUGAACCAAGCACUUAUGAAGCCAUGACGCGAGCCUUUCUCUCUGCUGAGGACCGUACCAGUGCAAAUGCUGUUGUGGAAGAGAUGCUCCGCAAAGGGUAUCCGGCGGCGGUCACCGAGAAAGUGAUGGCAUUAAUGGGCGGUAUUACUGCUUGA
This is a messenger RNA of Exophiala spinifera, 3855 nucleotides long. RefSeq lists its product as uncharacterized. Gene Ontology annotation, molecular function: protein binding. Lineage: Eukaryota; Fungi; Ascomycota; Eurotiomycetes; Chaetothyriales; Herpotrichiellaceae. The transcript has a single exon. The coding region runs from base 1 to 3855 and encodes 1284 amino acids. The record is from RefSeq and is a predicted model, not a curated record.